CCAUUUCGCCCCCGGGAGCAGCCGAACAGCUCACCCCUCUCCCCUGGGCGAACCCAGCAAUGCAGUGUUACCCCUCUCUCGGUGUCAGCUCGUCUCGGAGCUGGACCCCAGCCUCCUCCUAUAAAACCUCCCGGCCGCACCCUCGCUUCCAUUGCCAGCUACCAGAAUUCUGAACCAACAAGCCACGAGAGAGAGAGAGAGAUCCAUCGAUCGAGGAGGGAGGCGGCAAUGGAUUGUGAGCGAGUAAUGAACAACCACCGCAACGGCCACGAGGGUGACGCCGCGGAGUGGAAGCAGGUGGCCGAGCUGAGGGCCGUCGCCGAGGUGCAUGACCCCGCGUGCAAGGAGGAGGAGGACUUGAUGCUGCGCCGCUUCCUGCGCGCCCGCGACCACAACAUCGGCAAGGCGUCGGCUAUGCUGCUCAAGUACCUCAAGUGGAAGCCGGCGGCGAAGCCCAACGGGUUCAUCUCCGAGGAGGAGGUGGCGAACGAGCUCGCCCAGGACAAGCUCUACCUGCAGGGCUACGACAAGCUGGGCCGCCCCAUGAUCUACGGCUUCGGCGCCAGGCAUUUCCCCUCCAGGCGCGACCUCGACGAGUUCAAGCGCUAUGUGAUAUACGUGCUCGACAAGACCGUCUCCAGGCUGCCGAGGGACCAAGAGAAGUUUGCAGCCGUGGCGGACCUCAAAGGCUGGGGCUACUCCAACUGCGACAUCCGGGCCUACCUUGCAGGGCUGGAGAUCAUGCAGAAUUACUACCCGGAGAGGCUGGGGCGAGUGUUCCUGAUCCACGUCCCGUACGUGUUCAUGGCGGCCUGGAAGAUCGUCUACCCCUUCAUCGACGACAACACCAAGAAUAAGUUCGUGUUCGUGUCAGACAAGGAGCUGGACAAGACGCUCCGAGAGGCCAUUGACGAGAGCCAGCUGCCGGAGAUGUACGGCGGGAAGCUAAGGUUCGUGUCAGCAGCAGCCAACUGAGAAGAGAGAGACCCAGUGAAGGGGUUCAAGAGCUACCCCUAUCGAGUAGUACGUGUUAUAGUAGACGCUCGAGUGUCAGAGCACUACCGGCAGCUAAGCAAAUUAGCAAUUGAUCGAUGUGAACCACCACUCUUCUUCUUCGUUUUUUCCAUCUCCGUGGCCGAUCGACUACAUCAUGAUGUAGAGUAGAAGACACGGAGAGAUGGUUUCUGUGUAUCCCCUCCCUGUAUUUUAAAGCGUCUAGUGUAUUCAGACGGCGCCAAUAAGGAAGGUUACUGGUAGCCGCCGGCUAACUGCAGCAUCAUGGAAGCCUGUGAUUUGAAUGUACA
Phragmites australis (common reed) is the source of this 1304-nucleotide messenger RNA. RefSeq lists its product as uncharacterized. The transcript has 6 exons. The record is from RefSeq and is a predicted model, not a curated record. Lineage: Eukaryota; Viridiplantae; Streptophyta; Magnoliopsida; Poales; Poaceae. Bases 229 to 975 code for a protein of 248 amino acids.